Molecule: messenger RNA, 1989 nt
Organism: Lotus japonicus
Lineage: Eukaryota; Viridiplantae; Streptophyta; Magnoliopsida; Fabales; Fabaceae
Product: protein VAPYRIN-like
Exons: 1
Coding region: 232-1830 (532 amino acids)
Molecular function (GO): protein binding
Source: RefSeq, a predicted model, not a curated record
CCCCACUUGGCAUGUUCUCUGAGUAGUAAAGCCGGCACCUAUUUCAUUUCUUUCAUAGAAAAACAACAGCCACCAAAUCACCAAACAGUUCAGUUUUUCUUCAGUUUGAAAGCAUCUGUUCUUGCUUUUCCUUCCAAAAUUGAUUCAGAAUCUGAGUGAGUAACUUCAUCAUCAAACAAACACCUUAAAGACCAAACCUAUAGUAGUAGUAGCAGAAAACCACAAACAAACAUGGACAGGCUCAUAAGCUUAGACCCAUCAAACCUAGUCCCAAUAAGAAUCGAACCAGGUGAAAAAUGUCACGGCCAAAUCACCUUACGCAAUGUCAUGUACACCAUGCCGGUGGCGUUCCGCCUCCAACCACUCAUCAAGACCCGUUACACCGUCAAGCCACACUCCGGUAUCAUCUCCCCUCUUGCCACCCUCACCGUGGAAAUCACCUACCACCUCCCACCAGGCUCCAUCCUCCCUCACUCGUUCCCCCACUCCGACGACUCCUUCCUCCUCCACAGCGUGGUCGUCCCCGGCGCCGCCACCAAGGAACCUUCCUCCAUGUUUGAAGCCGUCCCCAACGACUGGUUCACCGCCAGAAAGAAGCAAGUCUUCAUCGACAGCGGCAUCAAGGUCAUCUUCUUAGGCUCACCAAUCUUAACCCACCUCAUUGAACACGGUUCCAUGGAUGAAAUCAGAGAGGUUCUUGAAUGCAGCGACCCAUCUUGGAAAUCUGUUGAUUCCACUGACCCACAAGGCAACACGCUUCUCCAUUUGGCUAUCUCACAGAAGAGACCAGAUCUUGUUCAACUGCUCCUUGAAUUCAAGCCAAACAUUGAAUCAGUCAACACAAACUGUGCUCGUUCUGGUUCUGGUGACUCUGUUUCAACAACAACACCAUUGGAGUUGGCGUGUUCAUUGGGUGAAGCUUUGAUUGUUGAGCUUCUGUUAGCAAACAAGGCGAACACAGAGCGAGCUGAAUCGUCGACAUGGGGUCCGGUUCAUCUUGCGGCGAGGGAAGGAAACGUGGAGGUUCUGCGGCUUCUGCUGCUGAAAGGGGCAGAUGUUGAUUCAAGGGCUAAGGACGGGAACACGGCGUUGCACCUCGCCGUGGAGGAGCGUCGGAGGGACUGCGUGAAGCUUCUGCUGGCGAACGGGGCGAGGACGGACAUCCGUAACGGGAGAGACGGCGACACGGCGCUGCACGUGGCGGCGGUCACCGGGGAAGAGAGCGUGAUCAGGACGCUGUUGCAGAAAGGCGCGAACAAGGAUGUGAAGAAUGGGCAGGGGAAGACGGCGUAUGAUGUGGCGGCGGAGAACGGGCAGAAGCGCGUCUUCGACGCGCUUCGCCUGGGAGACGGGCUGUGCGUGGCGGCGAGGAAGGGGGAGGUGGGGGAGGUCGUGAGACUGCUGGAGGGUGGCGCCGUGGUGAACGGGAGGGACCAAAACGGGUGGACGGCGCUGCACAGGGCGUGUUUCAAGGGGAGGGUGGAGGCGGUUCGUGUUCUGUUGGAAAAGGGUGCAGAGGUUGACGCGGCGGAUAGAGACGGUUACACGGCGCUGCAUUGCGCGGCGGAGGCGGGGCAUGCUGACGUGGCGGAGGUGUUGGUGAAGAAGGGUGUGGAUGUUGAGGCUAGAACCAAUAAGGGUGUGACGGCGUUGCAGAUAGCAGAGACUUUGCACUAUGUUGGGAUAACGAGGAUACUGUUGAAUAGUGGGGCUAGUAGUGAUGGUUUGGAUCAAAUGGCUCAAUCUGAGAAGAUGAAGAUGGUGAAGAAGAAGAGAGUAGGAAGAAGAAACUCAGAGGUUGAACAUUCAAUGGCUUUAGCUGUUUUAUAGUUGGUAAUUUGCAUCACAUUUACAUGAUCUGUAUUCAAAUUUAGGUGAUUGUUUGUUGGGUAUAAAUUGUGCAGAAAAUUUGUAGAUUGAUCAAACUUGUUCUGAUUUCCAGUGCUUAUAAGUAAUUAUUUUCAAAUUUAUGAAUAAUGUUUCAUGAGA